AUGUAUGCCACUGCGCUCAGCGAGUUGCAGGAGCUGGAAUCGGAGCCCUUAUGCCACCGUACUGCGGCUCGCCUUUUGAUCAACAACUGUCAACUACUCGAUGGCCGGAAUGAUGCAACAAUGUUGACUGAUAGUGGAAGGGCGGCUCGUGAUUUUGUCGACUCAUAUGCUGCAAGCCUAGCCAUAUGUGACUUGGAAAGAGGAAGCUUCACUAUCCCCUCCUCUUGCUCCAAGUUUCAAGAAUCGAUACUCGCCCGUAUGUCGCCGCCGACCAAGCCACAACUACACGUAACGACAUCCGAGAUCGAUGGCUGCCUCGAGGGACUGGCACAGUCAGAUUCCGCCUGGAAUACUUGGGUGAGCUAUCGCCACAAGACGUUGCGAUUUUGCGAAGCAGCUCGUGCGGAUAACGAGAAAGAUCAAAAUAUUCGACUCCAUCAGAGGCUGACUAGUAUACUUGCGAAAUUGACGACACAGCUCGAAGAAGAGAUGGAGGCACGGUUUCGAUCAAUGAACAAAAUGUUUGAGGAAGCAGGAGCCACUGUGGAGAAUCUAAAGCCUCAUGUGAAUCAUCUCAAGAAUAGCAUCACAGAGGUAGAUGCGCUCUUCAGAGACCACAUAGUUCAAAACGUACAGCAAUCAGCGGACUUUGUCACUCAUGGGCUUGGAGAGGCAAGGCAAUUACAAACACUGCUAUCCAUGCUGGUCGACGUGACACAAAAUCAGAGUCACGAUUUAACAACUUCUCAUGAGUCUGCUUUACAAGAGGCUACAAUACGGAUCACCAAUGAAGUAGAUAUCAUUUUGGGAGCGCUUGGCGCGGCAAUCGCCUCGUCCACAUCUCUGCAUAGAGAAAUUGAAAUCUCGCAGUCUGCAGCUGCAGCAGUUGCGUUGAGACAGGAGAGCAUAGAGACGAGCAUGAAAAAACUCGAAAGGUUAGCUGACUCUUUACUGGCUCAGCACAAAGGCCACCAGGAACAGCUUGUUUCUGCCCAGCAAACAGCUUCGGAUCUGAUAGACAUUCUGGACUCGGCUUCUUCAUCAGCCGUUACCCUUCGUGGCACAAUCUACAGCAGCUUUGGCUGGGGUUCUUGGUGGCCGCACGUAUUUUGCCCACUCACGUCUCUGGUUGUUGGGUCGUAUGGACUCCCACCUUCUGCAACACGAAACAUUAUGCUCAUCAGUUUAGGUGAGUGA
This is a messenger RNA of Trichoderma harzianum CBS 226.95, 1197 nucleotides long. RefSeq lists its product as hypothetical. Gene Ontology annotation, cellular component: endoplasmic reticulum membrane. Gene Ontology annotation, biological process: nuclear membrane fusion involved in karyogamy; karyogamy involved in conjugation with cellular fusion. The coding region runs from base 1 to 1197 and encodes 398 amino acids. NCBI's taxonomy places the organism in Eukaryota, Fungi, Ascomycota, Sordariomycetes, Hypocreales, Hypocreaceae. The transcript has 4 exons. The record is from RefSeq and is a predicted model, not a curated record.